Messenger RNA from Suncus etruscus (white-toothed pygmy shrew), 1040 nucleotides. Its product is annotated as alanyl-tRNA editing protein Aarsd1-like. Bases 1 to 987 code for a protein of 328 amino acids. The record is from RefSeq and is a predicted model, not a curated record. Gene Ontology annotation, molecular function: Ser-tRNA(Ala) deacylase activity; ATP binding; aminoacyl-tRNA ligase activity. Gene Ontology annotation, biological process: tRNA aminoacylation; regulation of translational fidelity. The transcript is spliced from 2 exons. Lineage: Eukaryota; Metazoa; Chordata; Mammalia; Eulipotyphla; Soricidae.
AUGAUAAUCGUGUUUUCUAGUUCUGUGUUCAGGAUAACCAUUACCAAGCAAAUUCUGGCCUGCGGAGCUGCAGACCGAGGGCAACAUCUCAUCACCGCAGUGGCUGACAGUCUGUUUGGGUUGAAGACGACAUCAUGGGAGUUGGGGCGGCUGUGCUGUGUGAUAGAGCUGGACAGCCCCUCUGUGACCGCAGAGCAAGUCUCUGCCAUCGAGCAGAAUGUCAAUGGGAAAAUCAGGGCUCAGCUGCCGGUGACAGUCCAGGAGCUCAGCCUGGAUGAUCCUGAGGUGGAGAAGGUCAGAGGCCGAGGCCUGCCUGAUGACCACGCUGGGCCCAUCCGAGUUGUCACCAUCGACAGUGUCGACUCCAACAUGUGCUGUGGCACCCAGGUGAACAAUCUCAGUGACCUCCAGGUCAUUAAAAUCCUGGGCAUGGAGAAGGGGAAAAAGAACAAGACUAACCUGGUGUUCCUGGCUGGGAACCGUGUUCUGAAGUGGAUGGAGAGAAGCCAUGGAACCGAGAAAGCACUCAGUGGCCUACUUAAGUGUGGGCCAGAGGAGCAUGUAGAUGCGGUGCAAAAGCUACAAAACUCCACCAAGCUUCUACAGAAGAACAACCUGACUCUACUCCGUGACCUGGCCGUGCACACUGCCCGCAGUCUCAGGAACAGCCCUGACUGGGGCGGGGUAGUCAUGCUUCACAGGAAAGAGGGUGAUUCCGAGUUCAUGAAUAUCAUUGCCAACAAAAUUGGGUCAGAGGGGACCCUUCUGCUCCUGACUGUAGGAGAGGAGAAAGGUGCAGGCCUCUUCCUUCUGGCAGGGCCAGCAGAGGCUGUGGAGACCCUGGGAUCCAGGGUGGCUGAAAUCCUGGAAGGCAAAGGAGCAGGAAAGAAAGGCCGCUUUCAGGGCAAGGCCACCAGGAUGAGUCGGCUAGCGGAAGUGCUGGCACUUCUUCAGGACUAUGUCAACAGGCAGAGCUCUGAGGAGUAAGCGUCAAUGGGCCUCCGUCUUUUGGACAAUUAAAUAGUUUGGUGCAGGCCCAC